GCCCUGAUUCUUGACAAGAGAAAACGUGCGAAAGAGUAGUAGAUAGACGGCCACAUCCUCAAUUUCAAUGAAAAUAAUUAACGAAAACUAAAAAGAAAAAACAAAUUACAAAAUGAAAUCGCAUUCUCGCUUACUGGAUCUGGAGGAGGCUCCCUGUAUUUGAUAAUAGGCAGAAAGUGGAUCUGUAGGUGGCGUGUUAGUGUUUUUUUAGAAUCAUUUUAAAUUAGUAAAGUUUUGUUUUACAAUUACAAUAUAGGGUUUAUUGUAUUGGAGGACACAUUUUGAAAUAAUUAUUCGAAAAUGGAGGACGAGAAGAGGAAGAAGAAAAACAACAAGAAAAAGAAGAAUAAACAGAGUAAGAUUACGGAGACAGAAGUAGAAGGAGGGGCUACUGUCAAUGGCCAUGCCCAACACGACGCUCCUCUAAAUGCUACUAUAAAUUCCUCCAUUUCAGCUGAAUCUGAGGUGCCUCAGUCGCAUCAAGAAGAGGCUAUUUUAGAAGAAACAUCUGCACAAAUACAGAUAGAGAAAGAUGUUCACUUUCAGAAACAGGCUAUUUUGGAAGAAACAAUUAAACAAUUACAAAAAGAAAAUGAUAAUCACAUACAAAAAGAGGCUUCCUUAGAAGAUACAAUUAAUAAACUACAAAAAGAUAAUGAUCUGCAUUUACAGAAAGAGUUUACCUAUGGGGAGGUGAUCAAACAAUUACAAGAUGAAAAAAGUUCUUGUAUCCUGAACAAGGAUAGUCUAGAGUUGGAAAUUGUUCAGUUACAGAGUGCAAAAGAUUUAUGGCUUCAAAAAGAGGGUCAGCUGGUGGAGAAAAUAAAUCAGUUGGUUGAUGAGAAGAAUACUUGGUAUCUGAAAGAGGUAAGCAUACAAGAAAGAGUUGAACAUCUAGAAAAAGAGAGACAGUCCUGGGUUCUGAACGAGGUUCGAGCUAAAGAAAUGAUUGUGAACCUGAAUGAGGAUAUUGCUAGACUACAAAUGCAGGUGGUGGAGUUUGAAGAAUCCCAAAAGAAUGUCUUACAAGAAAAGGAACAGCUGAUGGAAAACAUUGCUAGUCUGCAGUUGCAAAUUAAGGAUCUUCAGAACAUUGCCUCUAAGUCAUCUGAAGAAUUUACAAAGCUUUCUUCUGAACGGGAGGAGUUAAACUCUCAGGUAGAAGCAGCAUGUUCGUUGGUUGAGAAAUUAGUAACAGAAAAUGCAGAGCUUGUUGAGAAGGUCAAUGAGUUGUUUAUUGAGCUUGACAGAGGCAGUAGUUUGUUUGGGGUUCCUUUAACUGAAAAAUCUGAACGGAUCCUUGGAAAUGCCGAAAUAUCUAGUGUUUCUUACCAGGAGUCCCGAACCAAUGAAAAUAUGCCGAUGAUGUUACACCGGGAGUUGAACUCUGUAGACAUUGUUCCAGUGAAAGAGGAAACGAAUGGUAUUCAUAAUCCGGAGAACCAUCAAAGUGAUGUAACUACAGAGCAUUCCUUAUCGUCGAUGUCUGGUGAAAUAGUGCAAAUUCCGUUGGAUGAAAAUGAGGAACACGAUGAUGUUGAGGCUCAGGCUCGUGAAAAUGAUGGUGUUCCUAUCUCAGAUGCUCCCCUGAUUGGUGCUCCUUUUCGGCUGAUAUCUUUUGUAUCUAGAUAUGUUAGUGGUGCUGACUUGGUUGACAAAAAUUCUUUUCAAUCCUAAACUCUUUUUAAACUCUAAUCAUAAACUCUUUUAUCUGUAUUUAUUAUUAUUAUUCUUUUUGGAUCAGUCACUAAUUAAUUUGAUACUUUUUUUUCCA
Messenger RNA from Cannabis sativa, 1774 nucleotides. RefSeq lists its product as uncharacterized. The record is from RefSeq and is a predicted model, not a curated record. Lineage: Eukaryota; Viridiplantae; Streptophyta; Magnoliopsida; Rosales; Cannabaceae. The transcript has 13 exons. The coding region runs from base 301 to 1677 and encodes 458 amino acids.